AUGGAUAAACGCAAGCGUAAUAGUUGGGAAGAUUAUGACGUCAGGUCUAGGGAAUACCAAGAAGGACUCAAGAAGUUUGUAAAACUUGCAUUUGAAAGUGCUUGUGAUGGAACCAUUGCUUGCCCUUGUAGCAAAUGUGUACGGUACCAUAGGCAUAUCGAGGCAGACGUUUAUGAUCAUUUGGUAAUAAAUGGACCCAUGCGUGAUUUUGAGAAAUGGUUUACGGAUGUUGAUCUAGGAUCAACAUCAACAAUUGUAGGAGUUGAUGCAACUCAGGAGGAAUCAAGGGUUGCUAUGGAUGAUGUUGCACAAACGCUAGCAGAUGCUUUCGGUUGUCAUGAUGAACUUCUGAAUAAUGUUAUUAAUGCAGAGGGUCAAGUUGAUCCGGAGAUUGAAAUCGAGCAACCUGAUAAUGAAAAUUCGAAUUUCGAUGUUGAUAUGUUCAAUAAAAUGUUGAAAGAUGCUGAGGUAGAGUUAUACCCUGGGUGUAAUCAAUUCUGUAGGUUGUCAUUUAUUUUGCAUCUUUACCAUAUCAAAACUUCUUUUGAAUGGACUGACAUCUCAUUAGGUGUACUUCUAUUUUUUUUUUUAAAAGUCCUUCCCAAAGGUGAAACAGUGCCAGACUCCCUCCAUGAGGCGGAUACAAUCAUUAAGGGAAUAAGUCUUGGUUAUGAGAAAAUUCACGCGUGCCCAAAUGAUUGUAUGCUUUUUCGGAAAGACAAGGCUAAAGAUGAUAAUUGUAGUGUAUGUGGAGCAUCUCGAUGGAAACCUUCAAAUGAAGAGUGCAAGGGGGGUUCUUCUAGUACCAAGGCAAAGAAAGAAAGAAAGAUUCCAAUUAAGGUUUUAAGGUAUUUUCCCUUGAAACCAAGGCUCCAAAGGUUGUACAUGUCAUCCAAAACCGCCGAAGAUAUGAUAUGGCACGACAAGGAUCGCAAAAAAGAGAACGGUGUUUUGAGACACCCAGCUGAUACCGAGGCAUGGCAGAGUUUUGAUAGGAAAUAUCCAGAGUAA
Molecule: messenger RNA, 1011 nt
Organism: Spinacia oleracea (spinach)
Lineage: Eukaryota; Viridiplantae; Streptophyta; Magnoliopsida; Caryophyllales; Amaranthaceae
Exons: 1
Coding region: 1-1011 (336 amino acids)
Source: RefSeq, a predicted model, not a curated record